Molecule: messenger RNA, 1315 nt
Organism: Daphnia carinata
Lineage: Eukaryota; Metazoa; Arthropoda; Branchiopoda; Diplostraca; Daphniidae
Product: mitochondrial carnitine/acylcarnitine carrier protein-like
Exons: 8
Coding region: 203-1102 (299 amino acids)
Biological process (GO): mitochondrial transport; carnitine transmembrane transport
Cellular component (GO): mitochondrial envelope
Molecular function (GO): O-acyl-L-carnitine transmembrane transporter activity
Source: RefSeq, a predicted model, not a curated record
UCGACUGCUAAAACAUGCUGCUUUUGAUAUGCAGGGAAGGGAAACAGUAAUCAGAUAGAACGUCUUCAUCGUGAGAUUUCAUCUGUUAUCUUUUACGUCAGUUGUCGGUCAUUUGCAAAGUACCUCCAGUUUUUACCAGGAUUUCUAUUGUUAUACCCUCCCAAAUUGCAGUUUUUCGGCAGUAAUCUUUUUUUUUCGAAAAAUGGGUGAAGCUAACAAAGUAAGCCCGAUCAAAAAUUUUUUCGCCGGUGGAUUUGGCGGUGUAUGUACCAUAUUUGUGGGCCACCCGUUUGAUACAUUAAAGGUUCGUCUUCAAACGAUGCCAAUUGUACCAGGACAGGCCCCACUCUACAGGGGAACAUGGGAUUGCUUAACGAAAACAAUAAAACACGAAGGGAUAAGAGGCCUUUACAAAGGUAUGGCUGCCCCUAUUACUGGUGUUGCACCUAUUUUUGCUAUAAGUUUUCUUGGCUUUGGUAUUGGGAAAAAGCUUCAACAAAGUCAUCCUAAUGAAAAACUGACAUUGCUACAACUCUUCAAUGCAGGAGCCUUUUCUGCUAUUGGCACAACCAUCAUUAUGGCUCCUGGUGAAAGAAUUAAAUGUUUACUUCAGGUACAACAAGCAAGUACUGGCCCAGCAAAGUAUGCAGGGCCAAUCGACUGUAUUCGACAGUUAUAUAAACAAGGAGGUAUUCGCAGCAUCUAUCGUGGGACAGGAGCGACUUUGCUCAGAGACGUGCCAGCCAGUGGAAUCUAUUUCAUGACAUACGAAUGGCUCCAGAAUACACUUGCACCCGAAAACUCGGAGGGCAAAUUAAGCCCUCUUCGGACAAUGUUUGCUGGAGGUAUGGCAGGAAUCGCAAAUUGGAUUAUUGCUAUUCCACCGGAUGUGUUGAAGAGUAGAUUACAAACAGCGCCCGAAGGAACUUACCCCAAUGGAGUACGAGAUGUGUUCAAAGUGUUAAUGCGUGAAGAAGGAGUUCGGGCACUUUAUAAAGGAGCUGUUCCCGUUUUUCUUCGAGCCUUCCCUGCCAAUGCCGUAUGCUUCCUAGGUUUCGAAAUGGCUCUCAAGUUUUUGAACUGGCUAGCGCCGUCCCUCUGAUUGAGGUGUGAAACUGUUUACAGUAGAUAUUAUCAAGAAACAUGCACACUCCAGCUUUUCAAAAUAUAUAAUAGUUUUUGGUAAUGUUCUGGUUUAUUCUUUGGUCUUGUGCAUGAACUCACGCAAAGAGUUACUUGAUUGUACACAAGUUAAGAAUUUUGAAUAAGCUUGCUUGCAAAUAGGUUUAUGCAAAUAAAGUUGGGAAUUCUCUUA